Messenger RNA from Nannochloropsis gaditana CCMP526, 324 nucleotides. Its product is annotated as protein unc-45 a-like protein. The annotation marks the transcript as partial. Gene Ontology annotation, molecular function: protein binding. The transcript is spliced from 2 exons. The record is from RefSeq and is a predicted model, not a curated record.
AGGAGGUGUACCAUGGUCGAGGACGGGGAGACGAGCCCUCACAAGGGAAGAUUGUCGUUAGAUACGCUGCGGGAACGCGGCAAUCUGCUCUACCAGAGAGGUUGCUACGGGGAAGCUAUUCUUGCCUGGACGGAGGCGCUCGCUUUAUUGUCGAGCGAGAAGGACCGCCUUUCCGUGGGAAGAAGCAGAAGCGCGAAGAUGACGCGCUGCAGUAUAAGCCCCGAAGAUCGAAUCAUCUCGCUCCUUUUUUCGAACCGUGCCCAGGCUCAACUGCAGCUGAGAGAAUAUGAAUCGGCAGAGAGUGAUGCCGGCACUGCGCUGUGU